CAAGAUUGUUCUUUCCUCUCCAUUCUCCUCCUCCUGUCUGCUUCCUGGAACCAACAUGGAGUCUGCUCAACAUCACAUGACGGAAGAGAUGGAGAAUGACGUCUUUACCGAUAGAAUGAUCUUGGUGUCUGUCGACGCGCAGUUGAACAGGAAGAAAACUCACAGGCGGCCUGUCUGUGAUGCUGUGUACGUGCCAUGCAUCAAUCGCACCAGAGAAGUGGCACAUGGUCCUCAGAUCCAACCGGAGCCUAUCGCACCGGCCAACUCGGACCCCACUGCACCGGCCGAUAUGGGUACCUCACGCAAGAGGGCACGCAGUCCUUGCCCGAGGGAUUGUCGUCCGAGAGUUUUCCGCAACCGACGUGGGGAGAGAGUUGUGACGGUCAGGACAGAGGCGCCGGGCACUCCACUGGACCCUCUCCUCCUUCAGCUCGCCGACGAGCCCGUGUGCAAUGGUGGCCUCUCUCGCUACUUCCUGCUCGAGCUCCUGAGGAAGGUUCGUGACAGUGCCAUGAUGCCGCACUCGAACCCGGCAGCAUCUUCCCAUGCCAUCGACACGCUGACAAAGGUUCCUGCUGAGGAAUUGAAGGAGGAGAACGCUCAGACAGUAUGUGCGAUCUGCCAUGAGAACAUGGAGGGCGAAGUGAGGCAGAUGCCAUGUGCUCACAGCUUCCACGAGGACUGCAUCGUCAACUGGCUCCAGAUCUGCAACAACUGCCCCUGCUGCAGAUGCGAAGUCGAGUCCUGCUGCCCUAUGUACAACAGGGUGAAGAGGAACUCGAUUCGGGGGGAGGUCAGGGAGGAGGCAAUGGUUGCCCCCGAGGCGAUCAUGAAGACUCCGACCCCCCAGGAGUUACUUGUCAGCCUCUACGCAGCGUGCCAGGCGCACCGUGACACUGCUAGGAGCCAGAGGCAGCAGCUAAGGAAGCGAUUUUCCUUCUAAGAUUAGACCUUGGGCGAUAGAUGGGUUGUUGUUUAAUGAAACAUGAUUUUUUCAC
Guillardia theta CCMP2712 is the source of this 998-nucleotide messenger RNA. RefSeq lists its product as hypothetical. Bases 56 to 943 code for a protein of 295 amino acids. Lineage: Eukaryota; Cryptophyceae; Pyrenomonadales; Geminigeraceae. The record is from RefSeq and is a predicted model, not a curated record. The transcript has a single exon.